This is a messenger RNA of Culex pipiens pallens (northern house mosquito), 888 nucleotides long. RefSeq lists its product as uncharacterized. The transcript is spliced from 4 exons. Gene Ontology annotation, molecular function: olfactory receptor activity; odorant binding. NCBI's taxonomy places the organism in Eukaryota, Metazoa, Arthropoda, Insecta, Diptera, Culicidae. Bases 1 to 888 code for a protein of 295 amino acids. Gene Ontology annotation, biological process: detection of chemical stimulus involved in sensory perception of smell; sensory perception of smell. The record is from RefSeq and is a predicted model, not a curated record. Gene Ontology annotation, cellular component: plasma membrane.
AUGGAACCAGCGGAAUUUUACACCAGUAUGCUCGUAAUUCCAAACAAAAUUGCCGCCAUCGUGGGGCUGGAUGUGUUCAGCAAGGACUACAAGACUGUUUCCGCCAAUUUGAUGGGUUUAAUCAGUAUCUACGUGCUGUUUGCCUACGUUUCGGUUUGCACUGUUGUUGAGGUUCGCCAUGACGUCAAUGAUUUGAUCUACUGCCUCGUUACGGUUGGAAUUGGACUGCAAGGAGUGAUGAAAAUUUACACGUUCUUGAGAUAUCGCAAAGAUUUGGUUUGGAUCCAAGAUUACUGCAAGGCAUUGUAUAAGGAAGAAGGUGAAACUCACAGAGCUGUGCUAUUGGACGACAUAACGAUCAUGAAUGUUUUGACCAAAAUCAUUCUUGGGUUCUACGGCUUUACGAGCGUUUUCAUGCUUUUGGCACCGAUGAUUAAAACAUAUGUAACUGGGCACAAGUACUUGACAUUUGGAUUCUGGCUGCCGUACAUUGAUCGCUUCUCAUGGUUGGGUUAUUUCUGUAACUUUGUGAUGCAAUUUAUCAUCCUGGGAGCAACGCUAGUUCUAGUUCUGUAUGCAAUAGUGACGCGUGCAUGGAUCGCAGGUUACACAUCGUGUAUUUUCAUCAUCUAUGAAUUUUUCAUAUUUUGUUACUUACCUACCUUGCUGGAAAUGAAGAAAGAGAAACUCCAACAGGAAAUCUACAACCUGCCGUGGUACAAGAUGACGACCUCGGACCAAAAGUCGCUGCGUUUGUUCCUGGAGGCAACGCAACAGCCCAACUGUCUGACAAUGAUUUUCUACCCGAUGAACAUGCCCUCGUUUAUGGAAGUUAUGAAAAUUAUCUACAGCAUUCUGACACUGUUGCUCACGAUUAGAAAUGAUUGA